UCCAUGGCGUAGUAAAUACUAAAUAGUGCUGCAUGCUUCAGUACAGCUUCGUCAUGGAAUACUACUCCUCCUUCCUUCCUCCUCCCCUCUUCAGCCGGAGAUGGCUUCUCCUCUCCCUCGCCGCCCUCCUCGGCUACCUCUUGCUCUGCUUCACCCUCCACCGCAUCUUUCCGGCCCCGAACGUUAUAGCCAUCGCUUCUUUGUCCUUUCCUCGCCCCCAGGGAGAACUCGACUCGACGCCGUUAGCGCCGGCCCCUUCGGCGGCCCCUCAAGUUAGUCAUUUAGCACUGACGGCCAACUUUCCUGGCAACGUCUCCGGCGUGGACAGCGCGGAGGAGAAAUGCAACUUGUUCGAAGGGAGGUGGGUCUAUGACCCGAGCCGGCACCCGCUCUACCGCUCCCAAAGGUGUCCUUUCCUCAGCGACCAAGUGAGCUGCCAGAGAAGCGGCCGGCCGGACUCUGACUACGAGCGGUGGCGGUGGCAGCCCAACGGCUGUGACUUACCGAGGUUUAAUGGGACGGAGACGCUGGAGAGGUGGAGGGGGAAGCGGGUGGUGGUGGUCGGCGAUUCACUCAACCGGAACAUGUGGGAGUCGAUGAUCUGCAUACUCUACUCUGCGGUUCACCGGAAGCACGUCUACGUCAAGGACCGCAGCGCCGAGCACAAACUCUUCCGAGCCUUGGAUUACGAUUGCACGGUGGAAUUCUUUUGGAGUCCGUUCCUGGUGGAGCUGAAGGAGAGGAAGGGAGACCGUGCCAAGAUCCUGCAUCUCGACAAUCUCUCCGCCAGCGCUCGCUUCUGGCGAGGCGCUGACGUCAUGGUCUUCAACACCGGCCACUGGUGGACGCACAACGGCAAAAUGAGGGCCUGGGACUACUUCCAGCUCAGGGAAGAACUCACGGAGGAGAUGGAACCCGCCGAGGCUUUCAACAUAGCCCUCAGAACUUGGGCUCGCUGGGUCGACCGCAACGUCGACCCUCGCCAGACCGCCGUCUUCUUCCGCAGCAUCUCGCCAGAGCACAAGAGGGAGAAUUUACAAUGGUGCUACAACCAAACUCGACCCAUCUCCGACAAAGAGAGGUAUGUGUGGCAGUUUCCCAAGUCAAUGGUGACGCUGGUAGAGAGGACCCUCCUGAGGAUGAGGACGCCAGUGCGUUAUCUCAACGUGACGCGGCUGUCGGGGUUCAGACGGGACGCCCACACGGGCGUGUACACUUCGAGGCAGGGGAAGCUCCUGACGCCGGAGCAGAGGAAGGAACCGGAGAGGUUCGCCGACUGUAGCCACUGGUGCUUGCCUGGAUUGCCCGACACUUGGAACGAACUCCUCUUUGCCUCCCUCCUGGAAACCAGCUUAACUACUUCGUGAACAGAGGCUGGUGGAUCACAAUCCUCGACGGCGCGAUUAAAGAUUUUAACGGCGCUUCUAUAUUCUUUUUGAAUAUAAUUAGCAGCAUUAGUUGAAUAUCAGUCGACGAAGCAGUGGUCAGAAUCACUUGCAUCUUAUCUUAGUUGAACACGAAACGUUACAACAAGAUCAAACAAGAGAAUGUUCUCUUUAGAUAUAUUACACAUGUGGUUGCGUGACUUGCCUCAUUCCAAAAGCCAUAGUGAACUUUCAUUUUCUGGGUAUAGACAAUGUUGCCAGGUCAACAUAUUGACGUACCAAUUC
Zingiber officinale is the source of this 1670-nucleotide messenger RNA. RefSeq names its product protein trichome birefringence-like 42. NCBI's taxonomy places the organism in Eukaryota, Viridiplantae, Streptophyta, Magnoliopsida, Zingiberales, Zingiberaceae. The record is from RefSeq and is a predicted model, not a curated record. Gene Ontology annotation, molecular function: O-acetyltransferase activity. Gene Ontology annotation, cellular component: Golgi apparatus. The coding region runs from base 33 to 1367 and encodes 444 amino acids. The transcript has 4 exons.